This is a messenger RNA of Ochotona curzoniae (black-lipped pika), 2353 nucleotides long. It is a transcript of the gene MAF, whose product is annotated as MAF bZIP transcription factor. Gene Ontology annotation, cellular component: nucleus. Gene Ontology annotation, molecular function: DNA-binding transcription factor activity, RNA polymerase II-specific; RNA polymerase II cis-regulatory region sequence-specific DNA binding. Gene Ontology annotation, biological process: regulation of transcription by RNA polymerase II; lens fiber cell differentiation. The record is from RefSeq and is a predicted model, not a curated record. Lineage: Eukaryota; Metazoa; Chordata; Mammalia; Lagomorpha; Ochotonidae.
AGUGCCAGUCAAUUUCCCAUUUGGGCCUGACGUCACAAGCGCUAUAAAACUCAGCAAUUGCUUUAAACUCUUCUUGCUGGAUCAGAGGCUUUAAAAUCUUUUUUCAUCUUCGCGCUGUACCUCGGGCUGCUCGUCCGCUCGGCCUAACCCCCCUUACUCUCCUGCCUUGCCUUUCCCCAGGACUUUGCAAUUUUGCUUUUUAGAAGAGAGAGAGAGAGAGGAGGGGGGAAAAGGCAAGAAGGAACUGAACUCCCCACUCCCUUCCCUCCAGCCGGGCUCGCACCUCUGCCUUGCACUUUGCACAGAGGGAACGAGAGCGAGGGAGACAGAGACAGAAACAGAAAGAGGAGAAAGAGAGAGAAUUCAAAAGAGCCAGGAGACGCGGAGGCGAGAAGCAUGAAGUGUUAACUCCCCCGUGCCAAGGCCCGCGCCGCCCGGACAGCGCCCGCCGCGCCUGCAGCCCCGAGCGGCCGCCGUGCGCGCCCCGCCUGCAGCCGGGCCGGCGAGCCGAGCCCUCCUUAUGCAAAGGGCGCAGCGGAGCGGCGAGCGGGGGACGCCACGCACCCGGCCGGGCUCCUCCGGCUUCGCCGCCGCAGCUCGCCGAGGACCUUCUCCAGCCUGAAGCCGGCGGCCCGGCGCGCACAGAGGCGAGCAGGCGAGGAGGGGCCGGGGCGAGCGAGCGAGCGAGCCAGCGAGCGAGCGAGUCCCUUGGCGUGAGCAGGCGGGGAGGGAGGGCGGGCGCGGGGGGCGCGGGCAGGGCGGGAGGGGGGGCGUGUGCGCGCUCGGAGGUUCCGGGCCAGCCGCCGGCGCGCGAGCUAGAAGCGCCCCAGCCCGGCAAGCUGGCUCACCCGCUCGCCGCCCAGCACAGCCCGCUGGCCCCUCUCCUGCAGCCCAUCUGGCGGAGCGGCGGCGGCGGCGGCGGCAGGAGGAUGGCAUCAGAACUGGCGAUGAGCAACUCCGACCUGCCCACCAGUCCCCUGGCCAUGGAAUAUGUUAAUGACUUCGAUCUGAUGAAGUUUGAAGUGAAAAAGGAGCCGGUAGAGACCGACCGCAUCAUCAGCCAGUGCGGCCGUCUCAUCGCCGGGGGCUCGCUGUCCUCCACCCCCAUGAGCACGCCGUGCAGCUCGGUGCCCCCUUCGCCCAGCUUCUCGGCGCCCAGCCCGGGCUCGGGCAGCGAGCAGAAGGCGCACCUGGAAGACUACUACUGGAUGACCGGCUACCCGCAGCAGCUCAACCCCGAGGCGCUGGGCUUCAGCCCCGAGGACGCGGUCGAGGCGCUCAUCAGCAACAGCCACCAGCUCCAGGGCGGCUUCGAUGGCUACGCGCGCGGGGCGCAGCAGCUGGCCGCGGCCGGCGCCGGCGCCUCGCUGGGUGGCAGCGGCGAGGAGAUGGGCCCCGCCGCCGCCGUGGUGUCCGCCGUGAUCGCCGCGGCCGCGGCGCAGAGCGGCGCGGGCCCGCACUACCACCACCACCACCACCACGCCGCGGGCCACCACCACCACCCGACGGCCGGCGCGCCCGGCGCCGCGGGCAGCGCGUCCGCCUCGGCCGGGGGCGCGGGCGGCACAGGCGGCGGGGGCCCGGCCAGCGCCGGGGGCGGCGGCGGCGGAGGAGGAGGAGGAGGAGGAGGAGGCAGCGGCGGCGGCGGCGGGGGCGCGGCGGGGGCGGGGGGCGCCCUGCACCCGCACCACGCGGCGGGCGGCCUGCACUUCGACGACCGCUUCUCGGACGAGCAGCUGGUGACCAUGUCGGUGCGCGAGCUGAACCGGCAGCUGCGCGGGGUCAGCAAGGAGGAGGUGAUCCGGCUCAAGCAGAAGAGGCGGACCCUGAAAAACCGCGGCUAUGCCCAGUCCUGCCGCUUCAAGAGGGUGCAGCAGAGGCACGUCCUGGAGUCCGAGAAGAACCAGCUGCUGCAGCAGGUCGACCACCUCAAGCAAGAGAUCUCCCGGCUGGUGCGCGAGAGGGACGCGUACAAGGAGAAGUACGAGAAGUUGGUGAGCAGCGGCUUCCGAGAAAACGGCUCGAGCAGCGACAACCCGUCCUCUCCCGAGUUUUUCAUAAGGGACCCCACUCGGAAGUUGGCGCCCUCAGUGAAAUAUGCCACGUAGAAGCCCCAGCAAAGUGGACUUUCCUGGGUGUUCACAAGGUGAAAUUUGUGGAAUGUGUUGUGUAUUAAUAUAUAUAUAUGUAUGUAUUCUUCGGAAUUACUAUUAUUUGCAAUCUUGAACGAACCCUACCUUACUUCUGCUUAGUUUCCCUUUUUUUUUUUUAAAGUCAUGAUAAUUGUGUGGGAGAAGAGCUACUGAAUGCAUAACCCCCAUGCUAAUUGGCUACUUCCACGCAGUCCCGGAGU